Messenger RNA from Carassius carassius (crucian carp), 1179 nucleotides. Its product is annotated as serine protease 30-like. The record is from RefSeq and is a predicted model, not a curated record. The transcript has 4 exons. Gene Ontology annotation, biological process: proteolysis. NCBI's taxonomy places the organism in Eukaryota, Metazoa, Chordata, Actinopteri, Cypriniformes, Cyprinidae. Gene Ontology annotation, molecular function: serine-type endopeptidase activity. Bases 1 to 1179 code for a protein of 392 amino acids.
AUGUGCACAGAAGUGAACUUGGUGUGUGUGAGGAAGUCUCUCAUCUUGUCUCUCUCCUCAGUGUGUGGUCGAGCCCCCCUCAGUCACAGGAUUGUUGGAGGGGAGAAUGCGACAGAAGGUGAUUGGCCGUGGCAGGUCAGCAUUCAUUUGAUCGGCGUGGGUCAUAUCUGUGGCGGGACUCUCAUCACCAAAGACUGGGUGUUAUCUGCAGCGCACUGCUUCUUCCAGAGUUAUAAUGAGUCUGACAUUGAGAUGUACUUCGGUCGUCUGAGCCAAUUCGACUCAAACCCUCAUGAGACGAACAGGACAGCGAGUCGAAUCAUCAGCCAUCCUGACUAUAACGAUUCCACUUAUGACAACGACAUAGCACUGAUUGAGCUGUCCUUCUCUGUGGAUUUCUCUGACUACAUCAGGCCAGUGUGUCUGGCGGCAGCUGCUAGUGUGUUUACUGCAGGGACAGAGAGCUGGGUCACUGGAUGGGGACAACUACAAUCUGAAGACACCCAGGGUUCUGAUAUUCUGCAGGAGUUGAUGAUACCAGUCGUGAGCAACAGUGACUGUGAUAAUGCUUAUGGAGGGAGCAUCACAAGCAAUAUGAUUUGUGCUGGAUUCUUAAAUCAGGGAGGGAAAAGUAUAUGUCUGGAAGACUCUGGAGGUCCAAUGGUCAGCAGGAACAGUCCUCUGUGGAUUCAGUCUGGCAUUUCAAGUUUUACUGGAGAAAAAUGUGAUGAUCCCAAAUUUCCCAGUGUAUUUGCCAGAGUUUCUCAGUAUGAGGACUGGAUUAAGUCUUACAUGGGCAGCAACCCACCUGGAUUUGUUUUAACUCCAACUCCACCUACAACUCCAAAUAUAACUUCAACUCCACCUACAACUCCAAAUAUAACUUCAACUCCACCUACAACUCCAAAUAUAACUUCAACUCCACCUACAACUCCAAAUAUAACUUCAACUCCACCUACAACUCCAAAUAUAACUUCAACUCCACCUACAACUCCAAAUAUAACUUCAACUCCACCUACAACUCCAAAUAUAACUUCAACUCCACCUACAACUCCAAAUAUAACUACAAAUGCAACAUCCAACUCACACUUCGGAAGUGCACCCAACCUCCUCUUAUUCCCCCUUUCUCUCACAGUCUCGUUCAUUCCAUUCACCUUCUCCCUCUUUCUCUCUUCCUAA